AUUGAUAGCUCAUUGAUGGUCAAAGCAUGAUUGACUUGCUGACAUGGCUCAUCAAACGUGGCUCUCUCAUCUUUCAUUUCUCAAUAUUGUUUUAUAUUACCCAGUGUUAUUGGGAAAUAGAUUCUUCUAGAAAGGUUUCAAAACUAACAUUAUUCUGUUAGUUGUAAUUCAUUGAGAGUGAGAAGGGCUUUUUUGUAAUAUGGGUUGUCUUCAACCAUGACUGGGGGGUGAGCGUGAUUAAUGAGAGGAUUUUUGGGCAGAAGAAAAGUUGAGGUGGUUGAGAGAAAAUUCCAGAAGAGUGAUUACUCUGUUUUCAGCCGGAGAGGAAUUUUGCAUAUAGCUGUGAUAGCUGGGUUUUUUGUUUGCUCUGCCUUGUAGAGAUUUUGUUCUCUGAUUGUUGAUUUCUGAUAYUGCAUAAUGAAUGGCCUAAGUGGAUGUAGAUCUAAUUUUUGAUCGAACCACUAUAAGUAUCGGUGUUCAUCUUCUUCUUCAUCUUAUUCUUUAAUUCUAUUUCCAUGUUGCUUUGUUGGUUAAUUUCUGAUUAAUCGAUUACAAGAUAUUGAGUUAGUUCCGUGUUUAUAGCUCAAUUGUUACAACAGAUUGGUAUCAGAGCUUUGUCUGAGACUGAAUUAAUUUACUAAUUGUUCAAGUCUAUCAUGGCAGCUAAAUUUGAGCUUGAAAUAUUUGAUGGAAAGGGUGAUUUCUCACUCUGGAAAAAGAAAAUGAAGGCUCUACUGGUACAGCAGAAAGUCGCAAAGGCUCUUGAUGAUCCUUCAAAACUUGCUGGAGCUAAAACGGCAGAAGAGAUAGUUGAGCUUCAAGAGAUUGCAUUCAGUUCGAUAAUAUUGCACCUAGCAGAUAACGUCCUUCGGAAAAUUCAUGAUGCAAAGACUGCUCGUGAGCUCAAUUGUUACAACAGACACGUUGGCCGACGGGACAAUGUUACGCUACAUCAGAGUGUUUCAAUGCUGCUGAAGAGAGAGAACACAUUUCAGAAGUUCGCAGCAUUGACAUGAUAGGGACAACGUCUCAACGUUGCCGCGAGGGAGGCGCGUGCAUUGAGCUUUGCAUAUAUAGCAUUGAGACGUUGAACGCUAUGACGCAGAUUAUUAUAGAACCAUCGUCUUUGUUUAGCUUUAGAGUAGCCGUGGGGAUUAUUGUUUCAGCUGAAUUUUAGAGGGUUCAGUGACAGAUUUGAGGCGACGAAUCGGGACAUUGGCCGCACACAGAGAGGGCAGAUCGAGAUCAUUGUUUGGGGUAAUUGUAUAUUGAUUCUUUGUGAGCUCUUUCAUUCAUGUACCUAAGUAUAGUGUGUUAUAAUACUUACAUGCUAGAGGGCUUUUAUUGGGAUCUGUACAGGGUAAAUAUCUGGGUGAGAUGUUAAGAGUGUUUUGCUUGUAUCUAAUUCUGAUUAUAGUGGAACCCGCAUCUGAGCGGAAGAUUGGACGUAGCCUAUUGGGGUGAACCAAUAUAAAUUCUCGUGUCGUUUAUUCCUUUCCCUA
Messenger RNA from Momordica charantia (bitter melon), 1502 nucleotides. The record is from RefSeq and is a predicted model, not a curated record. NCBI's taxonomy places the organism in Eukaryota, Viridiplantae, Streptophyta, Magnoliopsida, Cucurbitales, Cucurbitaceae.